AUGCGCCGCCCGCAGACUCUCCUUCGCCUCCCCUAUCUGCAGCAGCAGCAGCAGCAGCAGCAGCAGCAGCAGCAGAUGAAGCAGCAGCAACCUCACAGCCACCAACCGCAGCACGCACAAGCAGCAGCAGCAGCAGCAGCAGCAGCGAAAGCAGGAGGAAGCUGCAACAGCAACGCACUAAGCAGCAUGCGCCUCUGCAUCAGCAGCAGCAGCAGCAGGCAGCAGCAGCAGCAGCAGCAGCAGCAGCAGGACGUACCUCAGCAAGACAGCUCUCUAGCUGCUGCUGCAGUGAGAAUCUUUUUUCCUCCAGCUGCUGCAGCUUCUGCUGCGCUGCUGCUCGUCUCGAUUCAAAAGAUACAGCACGCGACACCAGUUCAUCAGCUGACGCAGCCAUGUGUCUCUGCAGCAGCAGCAGCAGCAGCAGCAGCAGCAGCAGCAGCAACAGCAGCAGCAGCAACAGCAGCAGCAGCAGCAGAAGCAGCAGAAACGGCAGCACAAAAAUAA
This is a messenger RNA of Eimeria mitis, 504 nucleotides long. RefSeq lists its product as uncharacterized. NCBI's taxonomy places the organism in Eukaryota, Apicomplexa, Conoidasida, Eucoccidiorida, Eimeriidae. The transcript has a single exon. The record is from RefSeq and is a predicted model, not a curated record. The coding region runs from base 1 to 504 and encodes 167 amino acids.